Fopius arisanus is the source of this 2951-nucleotide messenger RNA. Its product is annotated as glycosyltransferase-like protein LARGE2. The coding region runs from base 777 to 2849 and encodes 690 amino acids. NCBI's taxonomy places the organism in Eukaryota, Metazoa, Arthropoda, Insecta, Hymenoptera, Braconidae. Gene Ontology annotation, molecular function: glucuronosyltransferase activity; xylosyltransferase activity. Gene Ontology annotation, biological process: protein O-linked glycosylation via mannose. The record is from RefSeq and is a predicted model, not a curated record. The transcript has 10 exons.
UGAGUUCGUUUUUGUAAUUAUUGAUAAUUUGCGGCUAAUUACAUACUGCUAAUUUCUGGCCCUCUGUUUUUGACUCAUACUCUUCAAUAAAAAAUUAUUUAUUAAUUUAAAAAACAGACUUUUCCAAAAAUUGAUACGUGAAUCGACUGUUUAUCCAAAUUGUUUUGCGUCGACUGACAAAGUUAAAUGUAAAAUUAUUUGAUACUUCUGUUCAAUAUACGUGCAAUUUGAAAUAAUUAAUAUUAAUUAAUAUUUGUAUUUCCAAAUAUCGACAAUGAUUUUCUAAAUAUGUCCAAAUGAUUUCCUAAUGAUAGAGAAAGUCAAUUAUAGAUUAUGUAAUUAUCAUUUGCUAAGUAUAUGACGCUUAAGCUUGAACUCCAAUUGAAAUCGGUCGUCUCCACAUUGUGUUUUUUCCACUAGACAGCCAUUCAAUUGAGGGUUAUUAAUUGAAUACAAUGUUUCGAAUCUAAUGGAAUUAAAUAAUUCGAAUUGAAUAAACGAGAAGAGUGCUUGUUCGUUAACGGAAAUGAAUUUCUAUACAUGAAAUUUCAAUGUGGCAAUGUCAGCUCAAUGUUUCUGAGUUUUCAAAAUGAAUUAGAACGGAAAGUAACUAGUAAUAAGUGAUAGUGUAAUACAUGUAAAAGAAGUAGAAUAUGGUAAUUAAAUCCACGAAUUAGGGGCUUCUUAUUGCGCGUGUUUAAUGCAUUUCAUCGUAGUCCAAUCAAAUGUUACAAUUUCCGGUUAUUAUGCAGAUAGUGAGUUAAAUUGUUUGUCACAUGUUACCGAAAAUAAGUAGACAUGUGCGGCGCAUGGCAAUGCCUCGAUCAUGGCUAAAGCGCUUCGCAGUCCUGAUCACGGUAUUAAUUAUCAUCUCUGUUUAUAUAUUUAAUGGCCAAUUGAUCGAGAAGAAAACACCAACUUCAAUCACUAUCAUUACACCAAAAACGACCACUAUCGACACUUUUCAAUUGAGUAAAGCUGAUUUCGUUGGGGCGAAUCUACGAAAAAAUUGCGAUCCGAUCCAUAUUGCUCUCGUCUGUGCCGGAUCCAAUGCCAGUCAAUCUUUGACAACAGUAGUCAAGUCAAUCAUGUUCUAUCGCUCUAGACCGCUACACUUUCAUCUUUUGGUGGACGAAAUAUCUAAAAAUAGCCUCGAAACAUUAUUUAAAACGUGGAACUUACCGCAAGUAAAUGUGUCGUUUUAUCCGGUGGAGCCUUGGGUUCCUAGAGUAUCAUGGAUUCCUAAUAAGCAUUACUCAGGUGUUUACGGGCUCUUGAAACUCAUUCUUCCCGAAGCGCUGAGUGAGGAUUACGUUCUAGUUCUCGAUACAGAUGUAACGAUUCUCACAGAUCUCUCCAGUCUCUGGGAUCUGCUCAAUCAAUUUAACAGUCUACACAUGUUGGGGUUAGCUGAGAACCAGAGCGACUGGUACAAGAAAAAUUUGGCAACCGGACAACGUCCCUGGCCCGCUGUAGGCAGGGGAUACAAUACUGGCAUUAUGUUGAUGAAUCUUAAGGCCUUGAGAAUCAACAAUUUUCAUGAUUUGUGGGUGGAUUCAGCAAACGAGGUUUUGCAGAAUAUUUCUAAUUUCACUAGUUUAGCUGAUCAGGAUGUUAUCAAUGCGGUUAUAAAAAAAUAUCCACAUGUUAUUUACACAUUGGACUGUACUUGGAAUGUGCAGUUGAGUGACCAUACCUUGAGUGAACGGUGCUACAUGGACACUGAGAAGAUGAAGAUUCUUCACUGGAAUUCUCCUCGCAAACAAGAAGUCAGGAACAAAUACUCCAGCGACUUCAACCGAAUGCAUCGCGUCUUUCUUGAAAUGGACGGUAACUUACUUCGUCGUCAAUUGUUUCAUUGUAAUCCAGUUCAAACGUCUGAUAACGUAAACCGUACAGAGGCUUGUAGAAAAUUCACGAUGGCUGCGACGGUUGUUUAUAGAACUCAUCCUUUCUUUCUGGCAUAUGAAUACAAUACUCAUUCGACUACGGAUCUUACCCUGGUUACUCAAUGCAGUGCUGACAGAAUUAGUCUGCUGGAUGAAUUGUGCAAACGGUGGCGUGGAACGAUCAGUAUUGCGGUGUAUUUAACUGACGCUGAACUUCAAUAUUUUCUCGAUUUUAUUCACAACUCCGAUACACUAAGAAGGAGAAGGAAUAUCGCUUAUCACAUUGUUUACAAAGAGGGGGAAUAUUACCCUGUGAAUUACCUGAGAAACAUCGCAAUAUCCAGGGUUUCUACACCAUAUAUAUUCCAGGUAGAUGUAGAUUUCCUCCCCCAAGUGGAUCUUUAUGAGAAUCUGCAAUUGUAUAUGAUGAAAUUAAAUCUCACUGAGGUAGACAAAACGGCUCUAAUAGUUGCAGCAUUCGAGACUCAACGUUACAGGUUCACAUUUCCGACUAAUAAAGAUGAACUUCUGAAAUAUCUGAAUUAUGGAAUACUGUAUACAUUUCGUUAUCAUGUUUGGACGAGAGGUCAUGCAGCAACGAAUUAUAAUCUUUGGAAGGUGGCGGUUGAUCCAUACGAAGUUACGUGGGAACCGGAUUUUGAGCCUUACAUCGUAGUAUCCAAAUCCACGCCGCUAUAUGACCAAAGGUUUAUCGGAUUUGGCUGGAAUAAAGUCUCGUACAUCACACACUUAACUGCUCUGGGGUACAAAUACGUUGUAUUGCCGAAUGUGUUUAUUAUUCAUCGACCCCACGGCCCUAGUGCAGAUAUUGGAAAAUUUCGAACAGAUCCAUUGUACCGCAGAUGUUUGAAGAGGCUUAAAGAUGAAUUUAUAGAUGAGCUGAUUACCAAUUAUGGCACGGCAGCCAUUUCCAGAAUAAAAAAAAUGACCAAAGCAUAAUCGAAAUAGACUGUGAGAUUAAUUUCAUAUGGUAAAAGAAUGUAAAAAUAAGUAUAUUGUAUUAUAACAGAAUUUGAAUUAAAAAUAGAAUUUUUUCCUGGG